AUGAACUUCAUCUCCAGAGCCAUGUCGGCAUGGCCAAUAGAACUGAACUCAAAGACACUGGCAGAGGUCUGUGGACAUGGCACACAUGAGAAUUUUGAAAAGGCCAUACAAAUAAUCUCAUACUACAAUGUGAAGACAGACCUGAAACAUUUCCCAGAUGCGAAAUACCAUUUUGACAAUGAAGAAUUUACAGAGGGGAAAAAGCUUAUAAUCACAGGAAUAGAAAAUAUCACAAAGUCCAUUAAAAAUGAUCAAUUUGAUGAUGCAAGAAUUACGCUUGGGAAAAUCCUGCACACUUUACAGGAUUUCUACAGCCACAGUAACUGGAUUGAGCUGGGAAACACUGAACCCUGUACAGCACUGAUCAAUAAAGAGGAAAACAUACCCAACCCUGCAGAUAAAGCCGAAAAAACAUGCGAGGAAAACUGUAAAAAUGGCAAUUGUGGGGCACAAUUUUUGGAUAAAAUUUUGAAUGAAAAAAUUCUGACAUCAGGAUACUUUGGAAAAGGAAAACCAAGAGGUAAAUGUAGCCAUGGAGGUUUUUUAGAUUUAACAACUGGCAUUUGGAGAAGCUGGGAUGGUAUCAAUAAAGACUACAGUGACUCUAGCCAUGGUUCACGGCAUAAGGAAGCUGCAGAUGUUGCCAUCACUGCCAGUGUGCAACUGCUGGAGAAGAUCUGGGAGAAUAUAGACAACCAAGGUGGAAACAAGUUUCUCAGACUGAUGGGGCUUCAUCCGACACCGCCAAAGGGCAAAUGGAAACCUAGUUUUUCUAUAUUUCACUUCAAAUCAAGAUAUCCAGAAGUUAUGGAUAGUAAUGAUGAUGAAUAA
Molecule: messenger RNA, 831 nt
Organism: Sinocyclocheilus grahami
Lineage: Eukaryota; Metazoa; Chordata; Actinopteri; Cypriniformes; Cyprinidae
Product: von Willebrand factor A domain-containing protein 7-like
Exons: 6
Coding region: 1-831 (276 amino acids)
Source: RefSeq, a predicted model, not a curated record